Quercus lobata is the source of this 1993-nucleotide messenger RNA. Its product is annotated as squalene monooxygenase SE1-like. The transcript has 8 exons. Gene Ontology annotation, biological process: sterol biosynthetic process. The record is from RefSeq and is a predicted model, not a curated record. Gene Ontology annotation, molecular function: squalene monooxygenase activity; flavin adenine dinucleotide binding. The coding region runs from base 161 to 1729 and encodes 522 amino acids. Gene Ontology annotation, cellular component: endoplasmic reticulum; membrane. Lineage: Eukaryota; Viridiplantae; Streptophyta; Magnoliopsida; Fagales; Fagaceae.
AAAACAUAACUCACACGUAAAAAAAGGUUAUAAGUACAAAACCUGUGAGGCUAAGAGAGUGCUUGCACCACAAGACAGUAGAAAGUUCAUUGUCAUCUAACCUUUUUUUCUUGUUCCUGUUCAUCUUCUUCAUCAUCCAAUCAGUCACCAAUCUUUGAAGAUGAUCUACGAGUAUAUAGUCGGUGGAGUAGUUUUGGCUACUAUGUUGGGCUUUGUUUUGUUGUACGGUGUCAAAGGAAAGAAGACCACAAGAGCUUCAAUGGAGAUAACAAGAAAUGGGUUUGUAAGUAUUUUGAAUAACGGAAUUUGUCAGUCUGAGAUUACUAGAAGCACCGACGUGGUCAUAGUUGGUGCUGGAGUUGCCGGUGCAGCUCUUGCUUACACCCUUGGGAAGGAAGGACGUCAAGUGCAUGUGAUUGAAAGAGACUUGAGUGAACCUGACAGAAUUGUUGGUGAGCUGCUACAACCAGGCGGCUAUUUGAAACUGAUUGAGUUGGGUCUUGAAGAUUGUGUCAAUGAAAUCGAUGCUCAGAAAGUAUUUGGAUAUGCUCUUUACAAGGAUGGGAAAGAUUCUAAACUGUCCUAUCCAUUGGAAAAGUAUCGUGCAGAUGUUGCUGGGAGAAGCUUUCACAAUGGCCGUUUCAUACAAAGAUUGAGGGAAAAGGCUGCAUCUCUGCCAAAUGUCAGAUUGGAACAAGGAACAGUAACAGGUUUAGUUGAAGAAAAGGGAACUAUCAAAGGGGUGCACUACAAAACCAAGACUAGUCAAGAGCUGACUGCAUAUGCUCCCCUCACAAUUGUAUGUGAUGGUUGCUUUUCAAAUUUGCGACGCUCCCUAUGCGACCCUAAGGUUGAUAACCCCUCCUGUUUUGUUGGUUUAAUCCUCGAAAACUGUGAUCUUCCACAUGCAAAUCAUGGACAUGUUAUUCUCGGAGAUCCUUCACCUAUCUUGUUCUAUCCUAUCAGUAGCACUGAGAUUCGAUGUUUGGUUGAUGUUCCUGGCCAAAAAGUGCCGUCCAUUUCUAAUGGAGAAAUGGCCCAGUAUUUGAAAUCCGUGGUGGCUCCCCAGGUUCCCCCUGAGCUUUACGAUGCUUUCAUAGCUGCAGUUGAUAAGGGAAACAUAAAAUCAAUGCCAAAUAGAAGCAUGCCUGCCGCUCCCCAUCCCACUCCUGGUGCACUUUUAAUGGGGGAUGCAUUCAACAUGAGGCACCCUCUAACCGGAGGAGGAAUGACUGUGGCUCUAUCAGAUAUUGUUAUACUAAGGGAUCUUCUUAGGCCUCUGCAAGAUCUGUAUGAUGCAUCUACCCUUUGCGAAUAUCUUGAAUCCUUCUACACCUUACGCAAGCCAGUGGCAUCUACCAUAAAUACAUUGGCAGGUGCCCUCUACAAAGUGUUUUGCGCAUCACCUGAUCCAGCAAGGAAGGAAAUGCGCCAAGCAUGUUUUGACUAUCUGAGUCUUGGAGGUGUUUGCUCAACUGGACCUGUGUCACUACUCUCUGGUCUAAACCCUCGCCCAUUGAAUUUGGUUUUCCAUUUCUUCGCUGUGGCUGUCUUCGGUGUUGGCCGCUUGUUACUUCCAUUUCCUUCACCAAAACGCAUUUGGCUUGGAGCUAGAUUGAUUUAUGGUGCAUCAUGUAUCAUUUUCCCCAUAAUCAAGGCUGAAGGAGUUAGACAGAUGUUUUUCCCUGUAACUGUGCCGGCCUAUCACAGAGCUCCCCCUAUUCAUUAGCAUGAUCAAAAGAAAAGUUUUCUAAAUAUAAGGAAAUGCAAUAAUAGCAUGUGGAUUUCAUUCCUGUAAGGGAAAUUAAUUUGUAAAUCAGCAAUCCUCCCUUUGUAAGAAAUAAAAUGAGGUCUAGGAAACAGUUAGCAGAAUGUUAGCGUGCAAUAUGUGUAAUAAUCAGAAUCUGCUUUAUUUGAGAAAAAGAUUUCCCACAAACUUGUACUUGGCAAUUUAUGUUGAAAUGAAGCAACAUUGCAAAUAAGUUGGGUCCAA